AUGUUGCUGAAGCAGUGCAUCGUAAACUACCAGCUGAUGGUUAAUUGCCGCGACCCCCUCUGCGGCCAUGUGAGAAUUUUCGGCGUCGGCAGAGGCCGAGGCGUCGCGCACGUGGAAGGCGGGGGAAACAAGAGAAGCGUGAAAAGUAUAUGCAGUAUAAACAGCGUCAACGGGAUAAACAGUAUAAACAAUGUGAACAGCGUGAGCAGCGUGAGAAAAGUGAGAAGCACUUCAAAUGUGAGAAGCACUCCAAAGGUGAGAAGCACUCCAAAUGUGAGAAGCACGCCAAAGGUGAGAAGCACUCCAAAUGUGAGAAGCACGCCAAAGGUGAGAAACGCUCUAAACGCGCCACACUUGACCAAUCUGCCAAACCUGUCCAACCUGCCCAACCUGUCCAACCUGCCCAACCUGUCCAACCUGCCGAACGCGAGGGACUUCCUCUUCCUGCACAAAAUUCCAUACCGCGCGAGUACCCAUCACGUGCAUAAAAACCAGAGAAGCGACGCACCCAAGGGACCCCAAAUGAGCAGUCCAGAGUGGAUAACGCGCAUGACCAGGAAGUGCAGCAGGUGGAGGGUACGCCUGUUCUCAAGUGAGAGCCAAAAUGACGGAAAAACUACCUGGGGAGGUGAGAAAGAAACGGAUGCCGAAAAUCAACAAAGGAAGGAGGACCACAAAUCGAAGAUAAACAAAGCACAACAAACCUUUUUCAACAUGCGGAAAAGCUUGAGAGAAUCAUUUGAAAAGAAGCUAAAUACAAAUGGAGACGGAGGUGUGUCCAUAAGGGAUAUUUACAAAAUUUUGAAGAAGGAAAGGAAUUACUUAGCAGUGGCAUUCCUCUGCUUGCUAAUCUCAUCCCUGGGACAAAUGUUCUUCCCCAUGUGUAUAAGCAAAAUAAUUAAUAUGUACGGAGGGAAGGAGGAAUCCCUAAAGUAUGUGAUGAAUGAGGUAUAUAAAACGGUGUUUCUAAUUAUAGGUAUUUCUACCUUCAGUUUUUUUCGCAUAUAUUUUAUCGAAACAUCCAUCGAAAAAAUUACGAGACGGUUAAGAAAGGAUUUGUUUGAAAAUAUACUAAAUCAAAAAUUGUCUUUUUUUGAAAAACAGAAAACAGGAGAAUUAAUAAACAGGUUAUCUAACGACAUUGAAGUUUCUUCGAGGGUACUAAUCACUAUUUCCUUUGGAAUUCGAAAUUUGAUUGCAGCAAUUGUUGGAGGAAUCUGUGCUUUGCAUAUAUCACCAAGUAAAUUAUUUCAGUCCUUUCUACUCCCCGUCUCUGCUUCUCUUCUAAUCGGUACCACUUAUGGAAAAAUUGUAAAACAGAUCAGCAUUUUAAAGCAAGAAAAGUUAAGUAACUGUAUCGAUUUUGCGUCUGAAAAGAUACACAAUAUUGGGAAUGUCAGAUUGCUCAAUGGAGAAUGUUUCGAAAAAAAAGAAUUUACGAAUUAUUUAAAUGAAGUGUACAAAUCAGGCACGAAAUAUUCACUGGUCAAAGCUGGAAAUCACUUCCUCUUCGUUAGUAUCAUUUCCCUUUUUUUGCUCCAUUUGAUUUAUUAUGGGAAUUAUUUAAUUGCUAAUAAGUAUAUAAACACGGGAGAUUUAUUUUCCCUAAUUAUGUAUUCCCUAUUUUGUGGUAGUGGCAUACAGGGAGUUAUGCAAUCCAUUGGCGAUCUCCAGAAAUGUAUUGGCUCAUGCGCAAAGGUACUUCAAAUUAUUAACCUCCCCAAGAGUGAGUUCAACGAGCACUGGUCUAAGGACACAAUUCUUUUCCUCAAAAAUGAGGAUUACUCCAUCAAGUUUGACAACGUUUCUUUUUCGUACGGAGCGGAUGAGGAGAUCGUUCCGCACGGGAGCAGCGGAAGUACUGGCACCAUGGGAAGUACUGGCACUAUAGGAAGCACUGGCACUAGUGCCACCGACAGCACGAGCAACACCACCCGUGCGAACCGCACAGACCGCGGGGAAAAUCAACGCGUGCAGGACAACAAUUACGCCCUGAAAAACGUCUCCUUCUUCCUGCCGCACAACAAAUCAGUUGCCAUUGUAGGCAAAAGUGGCAGCGGAAAAACCACCAUCCUAAAUCUGCUCUCCAAAAAAAACACCCCCAACUCGGGAAAUAUCCUGAUAGGCAAUUUCCAAAUUGAAAAAAUCAGCUCCUCGGCAUUACGGUACAUCCAAGGAGGCAACAUGCUCUACCCCCUGAAGGCAUAUGAACAGAUGCUGAAGGAGCAACUGGUGCUCAUAGAGGAGGAACAAAUUUCCCAAAGGAGUACAAAAAAAAAAAAAACAUAA
Messenger RNA from Plasmodium cynomolgi strain B, 2289 nucleotides. RefSeq names its product ABC transporter. Gene Ontology annotation, biological process: transmembrane transport. NCBI's taxonomy places the organism in Eukaryota, Apicomplexa, Aconoidasida, Haemosporida, Plasmodiidae. Gene Ontology annotation, molecular function: ATP hydrolysis activity; ABC-type oligopeptide transporter activity; ATP binding. Gene Ontology annotation, cellular component: membrane. Bases 1 to 2289 code for a protein of 762 amino acids. The transcript has 3 exons. The record is from RefSeq and is a predicted model, not a curated record.